Messenger RNA from Daphnia pulicaria, 3703 nucleotides. RefSeq names its product DNA polymerase kappa-like. Gene Ontology annotation, biological process: error-prone translesion synthesis. The transcript has 9 exons. The record is from RefSeq and is a predicted model, not a curated record. Gene Ontology annotation, cellular component: nucleus. Gene Ontology annotation, molecular function: damaged DNA binding; DNA-directed DNA polymerase activity. Bases 29 to 1771 code for a protein of 580 amino acids. NCBI's taxonomy places the organism in Eukaryota, Metazoa, Arthropoda, Branchiopoda, Diplostraca, Daphniidae.
AAUCCCAUCAUUUCCGUUAAAAUCAGCGAUGGAGAAACGUGUUGAAAUUGGCGACGAUGGUGCCCGAAAAUGUAAUUCAUCCCACGAGAACUUGGGUAUCAUGAAAUUGAACGAUCACAAAGCUGGGAUGCAAGGAUUGGAUACAGCUAAAAUUAAUCAAAUCAUUGAAGAGGCUUCCAAAGGUUCUCAAUUUUAUCAGCACAAGCAGAAAAAUCAAGAAAGAAUUGAUGCCAAGAUUGCUAAUUUGAAGGCAGCUUGUGCCAAAUUGACUGAAGAGCAGAAGAAAAUGGCCAGAGCCAAAAUGGACAGUCUGGCUCAAAAACUUGAACAGACCAGGGAUUUGUCUCGCACAAUGGUGCAUGUGGACAUGGAUGCUUUCUAUGCUGCUGUUGAAAUGAGAGAUUGCCCAGAAUUGAAGACUAAACCCAUGGCAGUUGGCUCUUCGUCCAUGCUGACUACAUCCAAUUAUCUGGCCAGAAGAUUUGGCGUCAGAGCAGCCAUGCCUGGAUUCAUAGCCAAAAAAUUAUGCCCUGAGCUGGUGAUUGUCCCCACCAAUUUCCCAAAGUACACGGAAGUGAGUCGUCAAGUGCAAAAAGUGUUUGCUGAUUACGACCCCGAGUUUAGCGCCGCUUCGCUGGACGAAGCUUAUUUGGACCUGACGGACUUUCUCUGCGCUCGUAAAGAGUCUGGUGCCGAGAUGACGGCCUCGGAAGCUGUUGAGGAGAUGAGGGCCAAGAUCUUGGAAUCGACCCAAUUAACGGCCAGCGCUGGCAUCGCACCCAACGGAAUGCUGGCCAAAGUGUGCUCGGACAAGAACAAGCCCAACGGCCAAUUCAUUUUGGAGAACAGCAAAGAGGCGGUCGACGAGUUCAUCAAGGACUUGCCCAUCCGCAAGAUCAGCGGCAUUGGCAACGUGACGGAGCAGCUCUUGGGCUCGUUGGGCAUCUCCACGUGUCGAGAUUUGUGGAAUCAUCGGGAAUUGCUUUACCUUUUGUUCAGCGAGUCCAGUUACGACUAUUUCCUGCGGGUCGCUCUGGGAAUCGGUUCCGGUAGUGGUGGCGGCGAUGGAUCUGAAAGGGAACGUAAAUCGGUGAGCUGCGAGACGACGUUCCGGUCGACCAGCGACCGUAAUGAAUUGUGCGACAUUAUCCGUCAAUUGAGCGCCGAUUUGGCCCAAGACCUGGAACGUCACGGUUUGCUGGGUCGAUCAGUGACGUUGAAAUACAAGACGGACAAGUUUGACGUGAAGACGCGGAUCACGCAGUUGACGGGCUACACGGGAGAUGGCGGUGUGAUGGCCAAGGCGGCCACCAGUUUGCUGCCGUCCGGGUUGAACUUGCGACUGUUGGGCGUUCGCAUGUCGCAGUUGACGCCGUCGUCGUCGUCAGCUGGAACCGGAAAUGACAAGCCUUGCCGGAAGCAGCGCACUCUGAGCGAACUACUGGCCGUCGAGUGUCCGGCCAGGAAGAAGAGGAAAUUGGAGGAGGACGGACAAGUGCUGUCCUCCUCCUCCUCUUCGGAACCGGAUCCGACUCUGGCGUCUCUCUUAUUCACCUGUCCCGUUUGCCACUCGUGGCGGACGCCAGACGGUGAAGUCGCCCUCAACAGCCACAUCGACGAAUGUUUGAAUCAACAAGUUCUCUACCCUCCAGCUGAGACAACAACACCAGCACUCGCAACAACCACUUCUUUGGUGUUGCCCAGCUCAUCUUCUUCUUCCACUUCUCACCAGACGAAACUCGAUCGAUACAUAAUCCGCCGUAGUAAAUGAUUCCCCCUUUUAGUCUUCCAUUCCCAAUCCACUUUUAUAGAGUUUUAAUAAUUGAUAGUAGAUGAAUUCAUUGGAUGAGGGUGGGUGGGUGGGUAGAUUGAUGGUUGCCGCUACGAGUCGCUGUCGUCGCGGCUCUUAUCGAUUCGCCGAGAUGUUAAUGAUGAUGGCCCUUUUCAAUAAUGUAGUACAACCGUCUGCUACCACUGUCGACUCUCUCUCCCCCCCAAUCGGAAAUCCAAAUGUCAACAGCGCAACCAACCAAGUUCUUUCGCGUGUUCCCCGCACUCCUCCAUUUAGACUGAAAAGGGAGGGUGGGUGUAUAUAUCCAACCGUUUCCAUAGCGACACUUUCGAGUUCACAUCAAACGGAGAGAUAGAGAAGAACCCCCAUCACGCAGCUUCUUCUUCUUCUUCCAACUUUUGUCAAAGUCCGUCAAUAAUCAAUAAGACACGGGUCGAUUCCAUCGGCCAUUAGAUUUUCAUCCAUCCCUUUUUAUUUCAUUUAAUCUCAAAUCUAAAUCUUUCAAAUAUAAAUGCGGUGGAGGGAGGGUCAGGUGGGGACCCUGGACUGGGUAGAUGAUAUAAAUAUCCGGUAGGGAGGGAAGGAAGGGAGGGGAGAGAGAGCAUUGUCGUGUUCGUGUACUUUGCAGCGUCGACUACGUAAUGACGCGCGACGAAGCGAGGAUUUGAAUAAUGUAAUGGAGCAGGAACAGGAGGAGGAUGGAGAAGGGAGCCGAGUUUUGGUUGUCAUGGCGAUUGCAUCCAAUCCUAACAAAAGAAUCGAUUUCCCCUUCCGGGCGGAUCUUUUCUUUUAAAGAAGAAGAAGAAUAAGACGGACACUGUGGCACGCGUUAUUGAGCUGCUGCCGAGUCGAUAAUGACACACAUGUCAGUCACGUCUCUCAUCCGACAAAAUGCAGUGUAGAAGUAAUAGUAGUAGGAGAUCGGUGGCCUCCUCAUCUUUUGAUGUGUCUGUCUCUUUCCCCUCCGCCAAUUGACGGAUGAUUGAGAUAUUUCCCCCAUCAGCUGGAACGAAGGGAAUAAGUGGGCCAUCACUUAAUUGCCCGCUGAGUUGCAAUUCUUUUGUGUCUGUCUCUGUGUCUGUGUGCGUGUGUGUCAUCCGACGACGUUCCGUUUGAUGUUGCGGCUCUCCACGGCAGCAUCCAGCGGGAAUGGGAGAAGGCAGAAAAGUUGAUCUGACACACCACCGCCAAUUCCCCAAUGAAUUCGUCCUGGAGAAGAAGGAAGAAGAAGGAAGGAAGGAAGAAAAAUCUGUGCCCAGCGAAAUUCGUUUCCAUCCAUCAAGUCUCUAAUUGAGUUGCUCCCCCCGUAUUUUCCCCGUGUGCACACGACUUGUAAUUCAAUUAUCUUUUUGAUUCAUUUUCACAGGCUGACCAAAAAAAGAAAAGGAAAUAAAAGAAAUCUGGGCGAAUGUGAAACGGAUGCAAUCAAAGGCCCAACGGCAGUUUCCGGAAUAGUCCCGCAGCAGCAAAAACUCCUUUUCUUCUUCUUCUUCUUCUUUUUGAGUAGAAAAAAGAAAAAGAAAAUUGCUGACUCGGCUAUAGGAUACGACCCUCUCGUGAGAUGAGAAAAAGGAGCCCAGUCAGCUCCUGUGGCGACGUUCGCUUGUCAACAGACUCCUCCUCUCCUGGCCGAUCGAUACUCUUAGGAGGAGAGGAUAGGAGAGGCGACGACGGCGACGCCACUGGCAGACUCUGGCGCACACUUUCGCCACACUCACCGAAUAUCCAAUCAUAAACAUGUCGGGACACGAAACUUUUUUUUAUUCUGGAAAACCCCCCCGGGACCCGGACCAAUGAAAUUACCAACGACCCCGACAGUUUUUCGGGAAUCCUCGUGACUUUUGGCCACGAGGUCCAUCGCGCGGUAUCCCGGCCCGGAAAAUCUUGUGACGUCCAGUCGUCGGUGUCGGU